CGGCGCCGGUGGCCUGCUGGAGGCCGCGGGCUGUGGCGGGUUGUUAAGUUGUGGUGCGGGACAGGGAACCACACAGGCCUCGCUCAGGUGACAGGUGGUUGGGGCAGUGCCGCCGGCCCCGUUGGGGUGCAUGGCCUGCUCUCUGCCGUCCCAUGUUUAUACCGCCUCCCAAACCCUGUCCCGGGGCGGAACUAAAGAAAGGUCAGGUCAGGCUGCCCAGCUUAUCUUCGUCCUGGGGCGGUCCCCGUGAGUGGCUCCCUUUUAGAAUUGACUUUAGCCACGUGUCACUUCCAUGGCUGCGUUGCAGGCCCCGGGGGAGAAGAUUAAUAUCCAGGCAGGAGAGACGACCAAGGUCGGGGACAGGGACCCCCUGGGGGACGACUGGCCCGAGCAGGACAGCCUUCCACCGCGUUCCUGGAGACAGAAGUGCGCCUCCUAUGUGUUGGCCCUGAGGCCCUGGAGCUUCAGUGCCUCACUCACCCCUGUGGCCCUGGGCAGUGCCUUGGCCUACAGAUCCCAGGGUAUCCUGGACCCCAGGCUCUUGGUGGGCUGCGCAGUGGCUGUCCUGGCUGUACACGGGGCCGGCAAUUUGGUCAACACUUACUAUGACUUUUCCAAGGGCAUUGACCACAAAAAGAGUGACGACAGGACUCUGGUGGAUCGAAUCUUGGAGCCCCAGGAUGUCGUUCGGUUUGGAGUCUUCCUCUACACCCUGGGUUGUGUCUGUGCCGCUUGCCUCUACUACCUGUCCACUCUGAAACUGGAGCACUUGGCUCUCAUCUACUUUGGAGGCCUGUCGAGCUCUUUUCUCUACACGGGAGGAAUUGGAUUCAAGUAUGUGGCACUGGGAGACCUCAUCAUCCUCAUCACUUUUGGCCCCCUGGCUGUGAUGUUCGCCUACGCUGUCCAGGUGGGGUCCUUGGCCAUCUUCCCUCUAGUCUAUGCCAUCCCUCUGGCCCUCAGCACGGAGGCCAUUCUCCAUUCCAACAACAGCAGGGACAUGGAGUCUGACCAGGAGGCCGGCAUUGUCACUCUGGCCAUCCUCAUCGGGCCCACCCUCUCCUACGUGCUCUACACCACGCUGCUCUUUCUGCCCUACCUGAUCUUCAGCAUCCUGGCCACGCACUGCAGCAUCAGCCUGGCGCUGCCCCUGCUCACCAUCCCCGUGGUCUUCUCCCUUGAGAGGCAGUUCCGCAGCCAGGCUUUCAACAAGCUACCCCAGAGGACAGCCAAGCUCAACCUCCUUCUGGGACUUUUCUACGUCUUUGGCAUCAUCCUGGCACCAGCAGGCAGUCUGCCCAGACUCUGAGGCGACUGUUAGCUCCCUCCACAGCACAGCCCCUCCUUAGGAUGUGCAGAAGCCAGAGACUGAGAAGGGGUGCAGCUGGCCAGGGUGGGUGCCCAGCGUGGGCUGCCAGCUCCCACCCUUGUGUGUUAGGAUUAUCUUCGUCAGGAUAAUCUGUUGUGGUUUGUUUGCCAUGUUAUGGGGAGCCCUGAAACCACUCUAGUGUCCGAGGAUGAAUUGAACAUACUGUCCUGCUGUUGUUUAUAAUCCCCACUAGAGGGCGUUGUCAGGCCACUUUAGGAUGGGAGGCCCAUCUUGCUUGUUCUGAACAGAAUGCCCUAACAAUUCAUGAAGGAUCUGUGUCCCAGAAGAGCCGCAGUGACAAAGCACAGUACUGCCCUGUUACCUUGGCACACAGGAAAUGGCAAUAAUUGGUGCCAGGUCCCAUUAACAUGGAACACCUGUCCCCUGAAUGUGCUGCUUGCUAGAGAGAAAGCCCCUCAUUAACAACCAUGUGGCUCCCGGCUUUUUGCCUAGGUGGUGGGUGGUUUCAACAUUUCUGUCCUUCAUCUCUCCUUUCACUCAGCGCCACUGGUGAGGAAAAUGUCAGCUCACCCUGCAGCAAGACAGUCAAGCCUGGGGCGGCUGAGGAAAGCCCUCUGCUUUCAGUAAAAAAAGGGGGUGGGGGCUGCUUCCCUCUGUAGAAUCCACUAGGAUGCCAAUCAUUGGGACCCGAAGUGGUAGUGGGAUGCACAUUUAAAGCCCACAGGCCAGUCUCCUCCCGGUUGUCUCCCCAGGUUGUCUCUCCUCUCUUUCUCCCGUGCAUCUCUGUCUUUCCAUCUGUUUCCCAGUCCCCAGACUGUGGGCAGCAGUAACACACAAGUCAGGGACACUUGUCCCCAUCCACAGAGCCUCGGGAGCCUGUUGAACGUACAAGCCAAUGGAUAGCAGUCCUGGCCCCACUCACCAGAGUGGAAAGCCCGGCCAGUGAAAGAACUAUGAAAUAUAGGCCCCUCCUCGCCCUGACCUGUCGCCAUGCUCAGACGGGGUGGUUCCAGUGAGGUCUCACCCCCUCCUCCUGGACACUUGGAGCGUAAUGUCUGCACUGAGGUCGCCCUCUGAGGUCGCACUGAGAUGAUCACGUCCUCAUUGUGAUCAGUUGUCCUGGAGGGCACUGCAGGCUUAGCCUGCAGAAAAUGACCUUGAGUUAGCACUGGGUCACUUCCUUAGGAAAAAAUGUUGAAAAGUUGCCCCUAGGCCGGGCGGUGGUGGAGCAAGCCAGCACUCAGGAGGCAGAGGCGGAUCUCUGUUAGUUCAAGGCCAGCCUGGUCUACAAAGGGAGUUCCAGGACAGGCUCCAAAGCUACAGAGAAACCCUGUCUCAAAAAACAAAAAAAACAAACAAAAAAAAUAAAAGUUGCCCCGAGUUCCUUUGUAGUCAGGAUGGUUUGUCUAAAAGAGAACCGGGGUCCCUGAACUUGGAAGAAAUCCAGAAAUCUUAGACAGGGGCACUCCUUUCCUGUUUUUCCCAGCACGCCAGGCUUGUGGCAUUUGGUGCCUUUGAGGGCCUUGCCUUUGAAGAAGCACCUAGGACCCCUGCUGGGGGCUGACCAGUCACUCGCAGGACCAGUUGUAGUAAGGAGCUGCUGCGGGGCUGCGUCCUGCCACCUGGCUGCCUGUAUGGCUAGCUUUACCCGAAAUAUACAGAAACUGUAUUUUUUUGAACACUGUCUGGCCCAUUAGUUUUAGCCUUUUAUUGGCUAGCUUUUAUGUAUUGAUCUAACCCAUUUUUAAUAAUCUGUGUAGCCCAUGAGGUGGCUUACCAGGAAAGAUCUUAACCUGUGUUUGUCUGGAGCAGGAGAAUCAUGGUGACUCUCUGAUUCAGCUUCUUUCUCCCAGCGUUCUGUUUUGUUUACUCCGCCCACCUAAGGGUUGGCCUAUCAAAUGGGCCUAGCCAGUUUUUUUAUUAAUUAACCAAUGAAAGCAACAGAUCUUAAAAAAAAAUCACUUCCACAACCAGUGGCUUUCACGGUCUAGGCCUGACACGGCUGCCCCCAUCAGAACUGUGUCCGCUGCUGCACCAUGCUCUGGACACAUUUUAAUGUCUAUUUUUAUAUAUGAUCCCAGAGGCCAUAUUUAGUGCCACGUUUUAUAUACAGGCCACCAUAAUUUAUAUCAUGUCUCCUGAUUUAAUGAAGGUUUCCUGUAGAUUUGUUAAUUAAAAUAUGAGAAAACGUCCAUCAGUGGCUUCGUGUU
Microtus ochrogaster (prairie vole) is the source of this 3540-nucleotide messenger RNA. It is a transcript of the gene Ubiad1, whose product is annotated as UbiA prenyltransferase domain containing 1. The record is from RefSeq and is a predicted model, not a curated record. Gene Ontology annotation, cellular component: endoplasmic reticulum; Golgi membrane. Lineage: Eukaryota; Metazoa; Chordata; Mammalia; Rodentia; Cricetidae. Gene Ontology annotation, biological process: vitamin K biosynthetic process; menaquinone biosynthetic process. Gene Ontology annotation, molecular function: prenyltransferase activity.